GUAUAAUUUGAAUUCAUACGAAAAUUUAAAAUAAUCAGUCAAGUGAAACGACAAAAAAUCGACGUACCAUUAGCAGUAAUACCUGAAAACAGAAUAAUUUUAACGUUAUUUUUGCGUAGAACAGUCAUUGUUUAUUUACUUUUGAUUUAGCGUGGAAUAUUAUAUCAGCAUAAAGGUUUCAAUUUUAUUCAAAUAAUAAGGAUUUGAAUUGGAAACUAUUAUAAAAAAAAAAAUGCAGAUUUAUCGGUUCUGGCAGAAAAUUAGAUUUUUUUUUAUACUUUCAUGUAUUUAUUAUCUGUUGGUGAUUAUUAAUCUAAAACAACAACAAGCAAAUGAUAUCGUCAAAAAAAAAUUAAGUAAAGAGCUAACCAAUAUUCUUUUUGAGCUCAAUUAUCUGCAUGAAAAUAAUACUAAGCUAAAACAACAAGUUAUCUUCUUAACUAAAAGAUUGAGAAUUUUUGAAAAAAAUAACUCAAAACAAAAAAAAUUAAACGGUCCGCCCGAAGAUUAUGAACUACUACGUCGCCGUAUUUAUUCCAAUACGAAGGAGUUUUGGUGCUACAUCAGUUUUGAACUACUAUCAUUGGCGAUGUCAGUCAGAAGUAAUAAAACGUUUAUAAUUCAUAUGAAAACAAUUAUCGACGAACAUUAUAGAUCGUUAUUGAACGACAUCACUAAAUUGACCGAAGUCGAUGGCUAUUCACAGUGGAGACGGAAAGAAUACAUCUAUUUGAGUACUCUAGUCAAAAAGAGACUAAGAAUUUCACAAACCUCUGAAGACUGCUCCAAAGCAAAAAAACUCGCGUGCAACUUAAUCUCAGACCGUCAGUCAUGUGGAUAUGGUUGUCGUCUACACCAUCUCGUCAAUUGCAUGGUUAUAGCAUUUGCUACCAAAAGGAUAUUAAUUCUAGACAAUCCUCAGAAUUGGGGUUUCACUAGUGGUGGAUUUACAAAACUGUUUUUUCCUCUAAGCAAUACAUGUACAUCAUUGAACAGAAACGAAACGGUUCUGCCUUGGCCAGGUAACGAAAGUGUUCAAGUGGUGAAUCUCAGUCUUCCCAUCACAGCGCCCAAUGGCCCAAAUCGUAAGCGAAGGCCAUACCCAACGCCGUUCAAUUCGCUAGUACUGCCCAAAGACUUGAGCCGUAGAUUAAACGUCUUGCACGGCGACCCUGCCGUCUGGUGGAUAGGCCAAUUCGUCAAUUAUUUAAUCAGGCCACAAAUGUCAACUAUUGCCAUUUUUGAGGAUUACGAGUUCAAUUUCGAAUUCACCAAGCCAAUCGUCGGCGUACACAUCAGACGAACAGACAAAAUUAGUUCGUUUCAUCGACUAGAAGAAUACAUGUACUACGUCGAAGAGUAUUACAAGCUACAAGAAUUGAAUGGUGAAGUAAUUUACAGAAAAAUAUAUUUAGCUACAGACGACCCAACAUUAUUUAAGGAAGCUUAUGACAAGUAUCCUGAAUAUGAAAUACUUGGUGAAGCAGAUUUAUCCGAAACAGGGUCCAUAAAAACCCGAGAGUUGGACGAUUCCAUUAUGAGUAUCAACAUCGACAUAUAUUUUUUAUCUCGGUGUGACUAUUUGGUUUGCACUUUCUCAUCCCAUGUAUGUCGAUUAGCUUAUGAAAUAAUGAAUGGUCUCGAACUUAAAGAUGCAUCAGCUCAGUUUACUUCAUUAGAUGACGCAUAUUAUUUUAAUGACCAAAUUCGUGGACUGAAUGUUGCUGUAUUACCUCAUAAAGCAAACAGGCCGCAAGAGAUGGAUCUAAAAGUGGGCGACGAGAUCGAAGUGGUUGAAAAUCAAUUGAAUGGUUAUUCAAAGGGAAUACAUUUGAAAACAAAUAAAUCUCUUCUGUAUCCUACUUUUAAGGUAACCCAAAAAAUCGAAGUUAUGUCUUUUGACAGUUAUUCUGGUAUCAAAAUCAGCGCUGAAGAAUUAGAAGAAGAAUAAAAUUAUAUUCAUAUAAAUAUACAUAACAUUUUAUGUUUAUAUACUAAUAUUUAUUGAAAUAUAAUUAUGUACCUAACUUAAGAACAUUGCAAUAACGAAUUGAUGAACUAAAAUAAAAAAUAUAUAA
Messenger RNA from Aphis gossypii (cotton aphid), 2078 nucleotides. RefSeq names its product alpha-(1,6)-fucosyltransferase-like. Gene Ontology annotation, biological process: protein N-linked glycosylation. The record is from RefSeq and is a predicted model, not a curated record. Bases 233 to 1951 code for a protein of 572 amino acids. The transcript has 10 exons. Gene Ontology annotation, molecular function: protein binding; alpha-(1->6)-fucosyltransferase activity. Lineage: Eukaryota; Metazoa; Arthropoda; Insecta; Hemiptera; Aphididae.